Ostrinia furnacalis (Asian corn borer) is the source of this 2049-nucleotide messenger RNA. RefSeq names its product calpain-D-like. Gene Ontology annotation, biological process: proteolysis. Gene Ontology annotation, cellular component: cytoplasm. NCBI's taxonomy places the organism in Eukaryota, Metazoa, Arthropoda, Insecta, Lepidoptera, Crambidae. The record is from RefSeq and is a predicted model, not a curated record. Gene Ontology annotation, molecular function: calcium-dependent cysteine-type endopeptidase activity. The transcript has 4 exons. The annotation marks the transcript as partial.
GAAUUCGGCGAAAAGUCAGCGAUCUCAGCUAGACUUAUGUGUAGUAGUAUUCAGAACAAAGUCUGGUCCAAACGCACAAGUUGGGAAAUUGGUUGCCCACAGUAAGAGACAGGUCCGCGGCUUCGUCGGCUGCCACAAAAUGCUCGAAAAGGGCUUCUACCUAGUCGUCUGUCUAGCCUUCAAUCAUUGGCACACUGGUCUCGAGUUGGCGCCAAAGUCAGUGUGGCCUGGCCACGUGUUGGCCGCACAUUCAUCCAAACCAUUGGCGGUGGAGCGGCCAUCUUUACAUCCACAUAUACUGGCAGAUGCGAUCAUAGGUUUGACGCUGGCAAGGGGUCAGAGACAUGAAGGUCGGCAGGGGAUGACGGCGUAUUAUCUCACCAAGGGCUGGGCAGGUCUAGUAGUCAUGGUGGAGAACAGACACACAGACAAGUGGAUUCACGUGAAGUGCGACUGCCAAGAGAGCUACAACGUGGUAUCAACGCGGGGUGAACUGAAAACCAUAGAUUCUGUACCCCCAUUACAUAGACAAGUGAUAAUAGUCCUCACCCAGCUCGAAGGCAGCGGCGGUUUCUCCAUAGCCCACCGUUUAACACAUCGCCUCGCUGCCGGGGCCCGCUUGCAAGACUGGGCCCCACACGCCGACGACGAGCCCCGCCACAGACCGCCCCUGGCCCGGCGUCUAUACGGCCUCCACGCCCCCCGACUUAUCACUUAAGAGGUAAGACCUUAGUCACUCGUAUUAAAAGACAUGGGAUUUGAAAGAAUUGUUGUGAUUGUUAUUUAUAUUUUUUGUCAUGUUGAUAACGUGUAAUGUCAUCCGUGUCUAUCUGAAAAUAUGAUGAUGUCGUCUAUAUAGCAAAACACAAACUUGCGAAGAAAAUGUUGAAGUUUAUCGCCUAAUUAAAUUGAAAAGGUUUUGGAUCGCUGAACUAAUCAAAGUGCAGACGUCAACACAAUUUAAAUGCUUUGAAAGCAAAAACUUAUUGAAAUAUUGAACUAAAUUUAACUCAUUGAUAUUUGAUAGAAUGCUUAAGCUGAAUCCAGGCAAUUGGAAUUAAGAACACACUCGAUUUAACGAAAAGAAGAAGAUGCAAAAAUCACAGCCCUGUUAAAGUAUUAGAUUUUGGAAAACUUAUAUGUAAUGGGCAUGCAGAUUUAGACAUAACUUUCAAAUGUUUAUAGAUGUGCUUGGAAAUGCUAAAUACACUUAAUACAAAUUAUAAUGGCAAAGAAUAUAUGCGAAAAUAGAAUGGACCUGUUAACACAAAAGAUUUGAUAUUUUGAAUCUCAAUUUCUGAUAGAUAAUAAGAAUAAAUUAAGUUUUUGAUACAGCACAAUGCGUCACUCAUGUUGAAUGUACAGUCUCACUCCAUAACAGUGUUACAUAGUAUUACAGUUCUUAUUGUAAGGGGAAACAGUUCAAAAUGGCGUGAUCAUGAACGUGUGUAAGCAAUACGUUAAAGUCUAACUCGUUUUUUACUAAUAAUGAUCUGUAGUUAUUGUAUGCUAUGACGAAAUAGAUUAAUCGUGCGUAUUGACUUAAGUCUAGAUAUUGUAGUUUGUAACAAAAACUUAGAAGACUCCGUUAAAAUAGUUGUUUGAGGCACUUGGCUUGCCAUUAGGAAUUUGAAUUUUAUUUUUGCAAUAAAAUUCUUAAUUGAUUCAACCUUAAUGCCUCUUAUUCCAUUUCAAAUAGUCACUUAUAUUCAUUUAUUUGUUUAUAACUACAGGAAUAUAAAGUAUAUUUUUUAUCUUCAAAGUUUUUGUCACAUACUGUAUAAUAUGUAUUACUUAUAGCCGAUAAUAUUUUUUCUACUAUGCAUAAAAUAUCAGGACAUGUAGAGUGAACGGACGACGCGAUAAGUUUAUUUUUUCAUAAUAUUUUUCGUGUCGUCUGUCCAACGCCGUAUUUUUGCUGUUACAAAACGCACGUUAUUUUUGACAGCAUAGGGUUGAAAUCACGUUGCUACGAUAUAUCAUAAUAAUAUUUUGGCAUUAAAGAGAUAAGUAUUCAUCAGAAAAGGUACGUUUUUAAAUAUAUUUUUA